Sphaeramia orbicularis (orbiculate cardinalfish) is the source of this 1291-nucleotide messenger RNA. RefSeq names its product glycine-rich RNA-binding protein GRP1A-like. Lineage: Eukaryota; Metazoa; Chordata; Actinopteri; Kurtiformes; Apogonidae. The transcript is spliced from 4 exons. The record is from RefSeq and is a predicted model, not a curated record. The coding region runs from base 6 to 629 and encodes 207 amino acids.
AUUAAAUGUUGAACCUGCAGACACCACCCAGGGCGUCAGUGUUUCAGGUGUGUUUUUCUGUAAAACAAAGGAGGUUGUCUGUAUUACUGAACCUUCUCCAACCUGUCCAACAGGCCAGUCCGCUCACACACCUGAUUCCUCAGCAGGGUGAGACUGCAGAGGCGUCACCUGGACCCCUGAAAAGCACCUGUCCCUGCAGGAGCACACGCAUCCUGCAUCUGGAAACAGCAGCAGCCAUGGAUACCGGUUUCAUUGCAAAAGUGGCAGGGGACAAAAUAGGUGACAUUGCCGAAGAUGUGUUUAAACAAGCUCUGGGUGGAGGUAAAAGUAAGGAGGAGGAGGAGGGAGGAGCAGGAGGAGGAUUUGACAUCGGAGAGGUUGUGAAAGACAAAGGACUGGAAAUACUAAGUGGUGGUGGAAGUAAAGAAGGAGGAGGUGGGUUUGUUGAAGGCCUGAUGCAACAAGCUGUGGGUGGAGAUAAAGGUAAAGAGGAGGAGGAGGGAGGAGCAGGAGGAGGAUUUAACAUCGGAGAUGUGAAAGACAAAGGACUGGAAAUACUAAGUGGUGGUGGAAGUAAAGAAGGAGGAGGACUUGACGUGGGGAAUUUGGUUGGUGGCCUGUUUAAAUGAAACCCUGCAGACGAGAGCCGCUCUGAAGUAAAACCCACAUCAUCUGCUUCACACUCAGACUUCAACGCCUCCAAAGAAUUGUUUCCAGCUCUUUGAUUCACAGCACAUUUAACACUUAAGUCAUUUAAACAUACACGACAAAAGGUUUAAUUAAACAUAGAAGAAAACAAAUGUAUUUAUUUUCUUGCCUCUGCUGCACAUUUGUCUCUUUUACUGGUUUUACUCACAAUAUGAGCUUUUAAAGGCUCAACUCUUCAAAUGAACAUUAAAAUAAACUUGUUUAUUUUAUGUGUUGUAACUUAAACAUAUUCAAACCAUAAUUAUCUCAUGUGUUUUCUCAGCUAAUUGGUUCAUUUUACAGAUGUAUUAAAUAACUUCUAAAAGUGACUCUUUUGGUCCUAAAUGUUUUUGUGAAUUGCAUGACAGAACUGUUAGGUAUCUUUUAUUUCUAUUACUCAUCCUGUGCUUAUAUACAGUACAUAUAUACAUAUUCAAAUAUGUAAAUAAUAUAUAUUUACAGAACAAGUAAUAGAAAUAGAAGAUUCUCUUUUAUGUCACCUGUUCACUCUUGAAUGUUUAUGCCUGUUUUGUUCAUUUUGUUUUAUUGUUUUUUUUUUGCUGCUGUAAUUACUGUGGGAUUAAUAAAGUCUUAUCUUAUCUUA